AUGGCCAGGAAUGGUAUACAUGGGGACAGAUUGAAUGAUACUAUCAAGGCCACGUCUGAUCUGAACAACUUUAUCACUGAAAAACAGGGCAAAGCGAUCACAAAUAAUCUUCUUAGAAUGACCAGUAGGGAACUUAGAGGAACUAUUGUUAAGGAGUUUUUGGAUGGUCCGGUAGAUAUCUUUGACAUUGCAAGUGCAAACUGCGAUUUCGAAGGGCAGGACACUUGCGACUGGACUAAUGCCGGCUUGGAAGUCUAUCCGGUUUCUCCAUCGACCGGACUAGACAUGUUCUCUGCGCCAAAGAUAGAUCAUACCACAUUAGGGGAUCUAAACGUGUACAUGUAUCCAGUAACCGACGGUGACGACUUGAGUUUAAAGCAGCCUGUGUACCAACUGACUGGCCCUCAGACCGGUUUAAGAGUUUGGCUUCAGGUCAACAUUGAUUAUAUAGCCCAAGAGAAUUUUGAAAUCGCCCUGGAAUUCGUCGAAGGCAAUACUGGAAGAUAUGCCACUGCAGUCGAUGACCUAACGGUUGUUCCUUCCCAUUGUCCAGUUCCGGACUUGAGUUUCAACUGCACAUUUGAAGAAGGCUCCUGUGGGUGGAUCCAGUCGGAGUUUGAUGAUUUCAAUUGGCUUUUGGAGCAAGGACGGACCCCGUCCACUGACCUUGGACCAGUUAUUGACCACACCAGAGGAGAUGGAAAUGGCCGUUACUACUUUUUCCAGGCGACAGGACUCUUCACUUCUCAAUAUGCUGUGCUUCUCAGUCCUCUUGUCAACUCAUCUGACAGCCAAGACGGAUCAUUGUGCUUCAGCUUUUGGUACAACAUGUUUGGGAUAAAUAUAGAGGAAUUGGAGGUGGUUGUGACAACAAACCUGACCGAGCCUCUGGGUACAUUCAUCUAUCGCAUAUAUAAAGAGCAAACUAGUCAGGACGUUUGGCUGCAAGCAAUGGUUGAUAUCGUCAACCAAACCGAAGACUUCCAUGUUGGACUUGUCGGUCGUGUUGGUGGAAUUUCUUCUUCGGAAAUAGGAAUCGACGAUGUAAGCAUUAUCCCGGGUCUAUGUCCACAAGGCAACCAAGCAUUCAACUGUACCUUUGAGGACGGGUAUUGCGGCUGGACCCAGCGUGAGGGUGACGGCGAUAACUGGAUAAUGGACAGGGCCAGCACAAAGAUAACCUCGACUGGGCCUGAUUUCGAUCACACUUUAGGAGAUAACACCGGAAGGUACAUGUACUUCUCUCCCAGUCAGUUCAUGUACACGCCCAUAUUUGAAAGUCCUGUGGUGGAAGUAAACGGGGAGAAUGGCCUGGACCUUUGCUUUAGUUUCUGGUACAACAUGAAUGGACGAUAUAUAGGCACGCUGGAGGUGUAUUCUUAUAACGCCACUGGCAGCUCUAGCAAUACUAGCGGCAGCGUCAAGGUUUUCAGCGCGAGUGGGCCGCAGACAGGAAGGAGGGGAUGGCUUCAUGGGCUGGUCGACAUCAGAGAUGUCAACUCGAAUAUCAGGUUUUACUUCCGAGGUGUACCAUUGGGAACUCGCAAUGGAGACAUAGCAUUCGAUGAUGUAUCUUUACAGAGGGGUUUGUGUGAAAAGGAUACAAACUUCAACUGCACUUUUGAAGAAGGAUCGUUGUGUGGAUGGGUGAGGUCUGACGAAGAUGACAAACACUGGCAAUUACAGCGUGGAGCUACUGACACAGCCAAUACCGGACCCGAUUUCGAUCAUACCACUGGGACAAUUGAGGGAUCCUACUUGUAUUUGGAGGCAACCGUAGCAACCACGGCCAUCUUACUCAGCCCUGUGGUGACUCCACCGGUUACUGAUGCCUUGAAGUUCGUCUUCUGGUACAACAUGUAUGGCGAUGCAACAGGUACCCUUAACGUCUUGAAAGUACCUGAAAUUGGGAAUUUAAGCUCGAGUCAGAUGGUCUACUCGAUGGCUGGGCAGCAAACUGCCGACUCUACAUGGCUGAAGGCAGAGGUAUUUUUAUUAGACCUGACAUCAAGCUUCCAAAUAGUUCUUCAGGCUAACCGCGGUGUGGGCAUCAGCGGGAGGUCGGAUAUCGCAAUUGAUGACCUGGAAAUAACUUCUAACAUAGGUGAAAUACCAAUUGUCACCACGGACGUCCAAACGACCACUGCAGUGGACGAGCUAUCCACUAGUGAACAAACGACUGGGGUUGCAACAUCCUCGAACGACGAAACGUCCACCAGUGAAGCACCGAUCCAGCUAUCCACUACUGACCAUGGGACUGAGAUUGCAACAACAGACGAAACCUAUGUUACGGAUGCAACUCCAGAGCUGACAACUGUUGAAGGAAUCACUAUCGUUUUGCCAACGGAUGCGUCGAUCGACCAAACAUCCACUGCAGCAGACGGAGGGGACGGAGGGGUUGCUACAACAGGCUCAAUGAUCGACCAGACAUCUGUUACAGAUGCAACUCUGGAGCUGACAACUGUUGAACGAGUCACUGGCGUUUUGUCAACGGAUGCGUCGAUCGACCAAACAUCCAUUGCAGCAGACAGAGGGGACGGAGGGGUUGCUACAACAGGCGCAAUGAUCGACCAGACAUCCGUUACAGAUGCAACUCCGGAGCUGACAACUGUUGAACGAGUCACUGGCGUUUUGCCAACGGAUGCGUCGAUCGACCAAACAUCCACUGCAGCAGACGGAGGGGACGGAGAGAUUGCAACAACAGGCGCAAUGAUCGACCAAACAUCAACUUCGGACGGAGGAAACGGAGGGAUUGCAACAACAUCCACUGCAGACGGAGGGGAGUCAUCAACUGUUACUGAAGGAACGAUGGAGUUCAGCUGUCAGUUACGGAUUCUUGAACUGAACGGUGCACUUGCGGUCUUCAACGAUCGACUCACAGACAGCAACUCCCAAGAGUUUCGUGAUGUAGCAAAUAUUAUUCGCCCGGCAGUGAUUGCAGCCCUUCGCAGGUCACCUAGGACAUCCAAUGUAGUGGAUUAUGAAGUGAUCUCGGUUCGUGAUGGGAGUUUGUUGGUGAAUGGUGUGGCCAGAUUCCCGCUCAACUCCGUCAUUGAAAGUGCAGCUAUAAGAGAGGUGCUCCAUAGUGAAGCGAUGAGCAAUAACGGAUUAAUCGACAACUCACUCACCAUUGACCUAUCGGGUACAGUCGUGACUGCCCCAACUGAGGUUUGCCCGGCAUAUGUUUGUCAAAAUGGAGGCGUGUGUACACAAAGCGGAAGUUUCCCAGAUUAUGUUUACACCUGCGGGUGCUCGGAUGGUUACACGGGAACCUACUGCGAGGAAACAGUACCUGGGAACGGUGGAAUCAUUGCCAUUGCCACUACAGUCGGUGCACUCCUGUUAUGCAGCAUUGUUGUUAUGAUAUGUGUGUGCGCCAUCAUGGCAAAUCGCUCUGAAGGUCCCCUGCAACGACGCAGACGCUUUGCACAACAGGAAGAGGACCAUGCCAGAGAGCGUUAUCGCUACGGAGUGAGGAAUUGGACUCGUCCUGCUAUCAUGCCCCGCACCGUCUUGGAAGUGGACGAUGGAUCAAUGGACGAUGCACGCGCAUUCUAUCGAACCUAUGACUACAGUACUAACUAUCGUAGAGAAGACGGAUUCUCGAGAUCUUACUCUCCAUACAUGAUACCCGGCCCAGCACUGAUGCGUAAAAUGGAUCAAGAAAGGAUGACCGACGAUUACUUGUACUAAAGAACUUUUUAUGGAACCACAUACAUGUACUUUGGAGGGUUAAAGGGAAUAUACAACAUUUGCAAACAUCGAAAAAUAAAACUAGCA
Molecule: messenger RNA, 3780 nt
Organism: Patiria miniata (bat star)
Lineage: Eukaryota; Metazoa; Echinodermata; Asteroidea; Valvatida; Asterinidae
Product: MAM and LDL-receptor class A domain-containing protein 1-like
Exons: 21
Coding region: 1-3693 (1230 amino acids)
Cellular component (GO): membrane
Source: RefSeq, a predicted model, not a curated record